Messenger RNA from Drosophila grimshawi, 2079 nucleotides. RefSeq names its product organic cation transporter protein. The transcript has 5 exons. The record is from RefSeq and is a predicted model, not a curated record. NCBI's taxonomy places the organism in Eukaryota, Metazoa, Arthropoda, Insecta, Diptera, Drosophilidae. Gene Ontology annotation, biological process: transmembrane transport. Gene Ontology annotation, molecular function: transmembrane transporter activity. The coding region runs from base 334 to 1962 and encodes 542 amino acids. Gene Ontology annotation, cellular component: membrane.
AUUGAACAAAGUGGAUAUAUAUAGAUUCUAUCCUUGCAAAAUAUUACAUCAAGUAUACACACAACUUAGAAAAAAAUGUCAAACAUUAAUUAUAUAAGUGUUUUUCAUGAAGCUGAGUCGUGCCGGAAAUAAAAAGCGCUAAUUGGCUUGGAUAAUUAAGUGAAUUCAGCGCUACGCGAAAAAAAAUCUGAUUUAAUGAAGUGAGUUGCGAUGCAAGUGCUGCAAGUGCAACGCUGCUGCUAACUAGGAGCAAGAUUUGGCAAAUCUGAAGCUUAUCAGAGAGAACUGAACAUAAUCCAAGGGAGUAAUAGAAAGUAUCCGCUGUAUAUGUGAAUGCAGUUUGUGAGGGAGCAAGCAGGUAUAAUGCUGGAAGUGGAUAAAGUGUUGGAGAAAUGCGGCGACUUCAGUCGGCUGCAGUUUCUCAUGAUGCUACUAUUCAGUUUGAUAAAUGUGCUCGCAUCUAUGCAUUACUAUUCCCAAACGAUUAUUAGUUUCGUGCCAAGGUAUUGGUGCGCCGAUAACUGGGACCCUGAAUCCGGCAUUCCAGACACAUCCAGCUGCUUGCCACUGGGCAGCAAUGAAACCGAUUCACAGACUUGCAAUAGCUACAACUAUAAGCUCUACAUGGGCUACCAUAGCUUCACCAGCGAAAUGAACUGGAUAUGCGAUGAGGCGUGGAAACUCACACUCGGCCAGUCCAUGUUCUUUGUGGGCUCCGUGGUGGGCACUCUGGUAUUGGGCUAUCUAGCGGACAUAGUGGGUCGGCUGCCCAUCCUCAUUUUUGCCAACCUCAUUGCGAUGCUCGGCAACAUUUUGACAAUAUUUGGCACGAAUCUGACACUUUUUUGUUUAUUUCGCUUCAUCUCCGGCUUUGCCACGGACAGCAACUUCUUAAUGAUGUACAUAUUGGUUAUGGAAUACAUGCGACCCUCGCUGCGAACUCUUGGCCUGAGCAUCUGCAUCGGCAUCUUUUACUGCUUGGGCUCGAUGGUUGUGCCUUGGAUAGCAGUGCUUGUGGGUAGCUGGCGAGGCUUUCUACUAGUCACAUCGCUGCCAUUCGCAUUGGUGCCGUUGUUCUACUUCAUUGUGCCGGAGAGUGUGCAGUGGCUGAUCUCCAAGCAGAAAUAUGACAGAGCUGUUGACUGCUUGCGGCGAAUGGCCAAAAUCAAUGGGCGCCAAAUUGAUGAGAGCGUCUAUGUGCAAUUCGUGGAACAGUGCAAACGACGUCAGCUGACCCCGAAGACAACGCCAAACAUGCUGGACCUCUUCAAAACACCGCGUCUACGCCGCAACACUCUCAUUUUGUUCUUCAAAUCCAUGGUCAUUACCCUCUGCUAUGAUGCCGUCUCGCGAAAUGUGCAAGGCCUUGGCAUUUCGCCAUUCAUUAUGUUCUCGUUGAGCGCAACCACAAUUUUUCCCGCCUGCCUGCUACUCAUUGCUCUCCAAGAUCGCAUCGGACGAAAGGCAAUGGCUUCCAUGUCGCUGCUCCUCAGUGGCAUUUUCAUUUCUGUGACGGGCGGUGUUCUUUAUGCCGCUACUGCUGCCACUGAUCGAAUGAUCGGUCGUUUUGGUGUCACAGUUGCCUACAACUCGGGAGCCCAAUAUGCAACAGAGCUGAUUCCCACCUGUGUGAGGGGUCAAGGCGUGGCUGCUGUACAUGUGAUGGGCUAUGCAUUCACAUUCUUCAGCGCCUACAUCCUGUUUACGCGAACCAUUUUCUCGCCGCUACCGGAAAUCAUUCUGGGCGUGCUGUCCUUGCUGGGCGCCUGCCUGUGUCUGCUGCUGCCGGAGACCCUAAAUCGCACGCUACCCGCUUCACUAGAGGAUGGCGAGAACUUUGGCAAGAACGAUAACUGGUACAUAUUUAGCUUCAUGGAGAAGCGCACGAGAUCGACGGCACGCCUCGCCCCGGGAAAUGGCCAGUCCCUUUCCAAUUCGAAUAAUUCCUCCAUUUAUUUUUAAAUCAGGACAUUAUAAACUAUUUUAGUAUUUAGUUAUUGUAAUACUUUUAAGCUCUCACUUAAAGUUAGUUAAGUCAAUUAUACACUGUUGCUAAGCCAAUAAAAAUAUUCCAGCGUC